AUGAGGGACUUGCACCGCUCAGCCUCAUCCGGUUCCUGGAACGCUACGAAGCUGCUGAGCACGUGCAGUAGCUGUGCACGCUUUAGAGCCUGCAAGGCUGACUUCAUACCCUCAUCUGUGGCUUCGCUGAAGAUGCUGAAGUGCAGCAGCUGCGCCGCCGUUGGCCGUUUUGAUGGGUCUGGGUUAAGACAGGCGGAGACAAACUCCACGAUGCUUGGCGGCCCAUCAAACAGCGGAGACAGGUCUGGAGUGUCGUGCAGGCCCAUAAUGUAUUGCGUCAGUCCUAUUGGCCCCUUGACACCCUUCAUGUAUGAGAAGGGUGGCUUGUUAGUCGCCAUCUCCAGCGCGAUGCAGCCGAGUGACCAAAUGUCACUGGGAAAGCUGUAG
Molecule: messenger RNA, 387 nt
Organism: Trypanosoma grayi
Lineage: Eukaryota; Euglenozoa; Kinetoplastea; Trypanosomatida; Trypanosomatidae
Exons: 1
Coding region: 1-387 (128 amino acids)
Source: RefSeq, a predicted model, not a curated record